AUGGAUGAUUUUUCAAGAGAUACCGAAAACUUUGUUUGCUGGUUAAAAACUACCGCUGAAAUUGAAGUAUCCCCUAAGAUAGAAAUCAAAGAUCUUUGUUGUGAUAAUCAAGGCCGCGCAGUAGUUGCCACUCAAAAGAUUAAGAAGGAUGAAACAUUGUUUAAAAUACCUCGUAGUUCUGUUUUAAGCGUUACAACAUCUCAACUGAUAAAGGAUUAUCCUUCUCUCAAGGAUAAGUUCCUGAACGAAACCGGAUCGUGGGAAGGUUUAAUUAUCUGUAUACUUUAUGAGAUGGAAGUUUUGCAAGAAAGAAGCCGAUGGGCGCCUUACUUUAAAGUUUGGAACAAACCAAGCGAUAUGAACGCGUUAAUUUUUUGGGAUGAUAAUGAACUGCAACUUUUAAAACCAUCACUUGUCCUUGAAAGAAUAGGAAAAAAGGAAGCCAAAGAGAUGCAUGAAAGAAUUAUUAAAUCAAUCAAACAAAUUGGUGGAGAAUUUUCACGUGUAGCGACGUCCUUCGAGUUUGAUAAUUUUGCCUAUAUUGCAAGCAUUAUAUUGAGUUACUCCUUUGAUUUGGAAAUGCAAGAUAGUAGUGUAAAUGAAAAUGAAGAAGAAGAAACCAGUGAAGAAGAACUUGAAAAUGAGCGCUACUUGAAAUCGAUGAUUCCACUUGCUGAUAUGUUGAAUGCAGAUACCAGUAAAUGCAACGCUAAUUUAACUUACGACUCUAACUGUUUAAAGAUGGUUGCUUUGAGGGAUAUUGAAAAGAAUGAACAAGUGUACAACAUAUACGGAGAACAUCCAAAUUCGGAACUACUAAGAAGAUAUGGGUAUGUUGAAUGGGACGGUUCGAAGUAUGAUUUUGGAGAAGUGUUACUUGAAAAUAUUGUCGAGGCGUUAAAAGAGACUUUUGAGACGAAUACUGAAUUUUUGGACAGGUGUAUUGAUAUCUUACGCAAUAACGCCAAUAUUCAAGAAUUCUUAGAAGGUGAAGAAAUAGUACUAGAUUCAUAUGAUUGUUAUAAUAAUGGUGAAUUGUUGCCUCAACUAAUACUUUUGGUCCAAAUCUUGACAAUUCUUUGCCAAAUUCCAGGUUUAUGCAAACUGGACAUAAAAGCAAUGGAAAGGCAAGUGGAGAGAAUUGUAAAGAAGUGUUUACAAUUGAUAGAAGGUGCCCGCGCCACUACAAACUGUAGUGCCACAUGGAAACGUUGUAUUAUGAAGCGUCUAGCCGAUUACCCCAUAAAAAAGUGCGUUUCUAUCGAAAAACCUUCGAAAGGAAACUCAUUAACAAGGGAAGAACUAAGAGAUGUUAUGGCUCGGAGAGUUUUGAAAAGCGAAAUAGAUUCGCUGCAAGUUUGUGAAGAAACCAUCGACAAGAAUUACAAGGUUAUUCCUGAUGAAAAGCUGCUAACUAAUAUUUUAAAGAGAAAGUUGACAGAGGAAGAAAAAAGCUCUGUCAAACGUCCUUGCGUGAAGAAGUGA
Molecule: messenger RNA, 1485 nt
Organism: Saccharomyces cerevisiae S288C
Lineage: Eukaryota; Fungi; Ascomycota; Saccharomycetes; Saccharomycetales; Saccharomycetaceae
Gene: RKM4
Product: ribosomal lysine N-methyltransferase
Exons: 1
Coding region: 1-1485 (494 amino acids)
Cellular component (GO): nucleus
Molecular function (GO): protein-lysine N-methyltransferase activity
Source: RefSeq, marked reviewed